AUGGCGGUGGCUUCACUUAGUAUAUGCUUCUCUGCUCGGCCGAAUUCUCUUCUUUACAGUUUCUCUCGACCCAGACAUUUUGCUUUGGCUGCAAUGAGUGAGGAUCCGAUUCGUGAAUGGAUACUUACAGAAGGAAAAGCGACUCAAAUCACAAAGAUUACUUCUGUUGGCGGUGGAUGCAUCAAUCUUGCAACCCAUUAUCAUACUGAUGCUGCUUCUUUUUUCGUUAAAACAAACAGGAGUAUUGGACCUGCGAUGUUUGAAGGAGAGGCUCUUGGUCUUGAGGCUAUGUUUGAAACCAGAACAAUCCGUGUUGGGGCAUUGCCAACAGGUGGAUCUUAUAUCAUCAUGGAAUAUAUAGAGUUUGGGUCAUCAAAAGGCAAGCAGGCUGAAUUAGGAAGGAAGCUAGCAGAGAUGCAUAUAGCGGGCAAAUCUUCGAAAGGCUUUGGCUUUGAGGCGAAACACCAUUCCUGUUUUAGUACCCCACAGAUCAAUAAGUGGUCAUCGGAUUGGAUUAGAUUCUAUGGUGAGAAGAGAUUAGGUUACCAGCUAAAGCUAGCUAGGGAUCAGUACGGUGACUCUGCAAUUUACCAGAAAGGGCAUACACUGAUACAGAACAUGGCAUCUCUCUUUGAGAAUGUUGUCAUAGAACCGUGCUUGUUACAUGGUGAUCUCUGGAGCGGGAACAUCGCGUACGACAAGAACAGCGAGCCUGUCAUUCUUGAUCCUGCCUAUGGGCAUAACGAGGCGGAUUUUGGAAUGUCGUGGUGCGCAGGAUUUGGAGAAUCUUUCUACAAUGCCUAUUUCAAGGUAAUGCCAAAACAACCUGGAUUUGACAAGAGGAGGGAUCUGUAUUUGCUAUAUCACUACCUGAAUCAUUACAACCUCUUUGGGUCGGGAUAUCGAUCAUCUGCAAUGUCGAUCAUUGAUGAUUAUCUACGGAUGCUCAAAGCUUAA
Messenger RNA from Thlaspi arvense, 957 nucleotides. The record is from the annotation of a GenBank genome assembly. NCBI's taxonomy places the organism in Eukaryota, Viridiplantae, Streptophyta, Magnoliopsida, Brassicales, Brassicaceae.